AUGGGGACGGAUGAUGAUUAUGUACGGGAAGAUUUGCGUUCCAUAAAAUCAGGAGGUUUGGAUUUGAAAACACAAGAAGCUGCAUUAAGACAACGUCCCGACAUUGUUAUUGCCACACCCGGUCGUUUGAUUGAUCAUUUGCAUAAUGCGCCCAAUUUCUCACUUGAUGAUGUCGAGAUUUUGGUGUUGGAUGAAGCAGAUCGAAUGUUGGAUGAAGCUUUCUCGGAUCAAAUGAAGGAAAUUGUGCGUUUAUGUGCUGCAAACAGGCAAACAAUGUUAUUCUCAGCCACCAUGACUGAUCAAGUUGAAGAGUUGGCGGCUGUCUCAUUAAAAAAUCCGGUGAAAUUAUUCAUUAAUAGUAAUAAUGAAACAGCUUUAAAUCUUCGGCAGGAAUUUAUUCGUAUUCGAGAAAAUCAUGAGCUUGAUCGGGAAUGUAUUGUUGCAAGUCUCGUCACUCGCAAUUUUCCAGACCAUACAAUCAUAUUUGUCAAAACAAAGAAAACUUGUCAGCGCUUACACAUUGUACUCGGUUUAAUGGGGAUCAAAGUAGGCCAGCUUCAUGGUGGACUCACACAAAGGCAACGUAUUGAAACGUUGCACCGAUUCAAAAAAGCCGAUCUUGAUGUACUAGUGUCGACAGAUCUCGCGGCACGAGGACUUGAUGUAGAAGGUAUUAAAACGGUUAUUAAUAUGAAUAUGCCCGUUACUCUGAAGCAGUAUGUUCAUCGAGUUGGUCGAACUGCUCGCGCAGGUCGCGUAGGGCGAUCUAUAUCAUUAGUAGGUGAAGAUGAGCGGAAAUUAUUGAAGGAAAUUAUUGCUUCAAACAAGGGGAGUGCUCUAAAACAGCGGCUUAUUAGUGCUGAUGUGAUAGAAGCAUACAAGAACAGAAUUGACAGUCUAAAAGAAAGUAUUGAACGAAUAAGGGAAGAAGAAGAAACUGAACGAGCUAUGAGACUCGCUGGUGAAGAGAUACAGAGAAGCGAAGCAAAACUGGAAGGGAAAGUUGAAAAACGGAAUUGGAUGACAUCGAAAAAGACGUUGCAAAAGAAAGGUAGCAUGUGUAAUGCAAUAAAUUAUCGUUGGCUGGAGUGCAGAGUAGAUCAUUUUUAUCGAUUGAUAGUUUUAGAAGAAGUGCAAACACGCCGACUUGCUGAAUUUCAAGUACGUGAAGCGAAACGUUCGAGAAAAAGGAAAAAAUUGAGAUCUGUUAUUGAAUUUGGUGACAGUCAGGUUAAUGGAAAAAAGAAGCAAAAAAAGAAAAGUUCAUUCACUAACGAGCUCACAGAUGUUAGAAAUAGAGCUGUGAAACGAUUCAGAUAUGGGCCCGAAGAUGCGGAGUUCAAAGCAGCGAAAAUGAAGAAAGUGCAUCGCAAAAGAAAAUUAUGA
Molecule: messenger RNA, 1386 nt
Organism: Thelazia callipaeda (thelaziosis nematode)
Lineage: Eukaryota; Metazoa; Nematoda; Chromadorea; Rhabditida; Thelaziidae
Source: the annotation of a GenBank genome assembly